Aptenodytes forsteri (emperor penguin) is the source of this 2639-nucleotide messenger RNA. RefSeq names its product autophagy related 4C cysteine peptidase (gene ATG4C). The transcript is spliced from 11 exons. The record is from RefSeq and is a predicted model, not a curated record. Gene Ontology annotation, molecular function: protein-phosphatidylethanolamide deconjugating activity. Bases 170 to 1549 code for a protein of 459 amino acids. Lineage: Eukaryota; Metazoa; Chordata; Aves; Sphenisciformes; Spheniscidae.
ACACUGUCAGUGGUUAGGUUUUACUUAAAAUAUGCUCCCAGUGGAGAGAAGUAACGUCGUUUAGUCUUCAUGCUGCUUUUGAUCCCAAUUCAAUGGAGACUAACACAUGGAAAAUAGCAGAAUUGACUGUCUUACAAGACAGCGAUGGCUUUUUCUCUAGAAUUUGAAUAUGGAGGCCACAGGGACAGAUGAAGUAGAAAAGAUAAAAUCAAAAUUUAUGUCUGCGUGGCACAACAUGAAAUACAGUUGGGUGUUGAAAACAAAAACUUACUUCAGCAGAAACUCUCCAGUCUUUCUGCUGGGAAAAUGUUACCACUUCAAAACUGAUGAAUCUGGUGAACUCUCUACAGAUGGGUCCAAUUUUGAUAAAAUCAACACAGAGAUUUCAGGAAAUGUUGAGGAGUUUCGUAAAGAUUUUAUUUCUAGAAUAUGGCUGACUUACAGAGAGGAAUUUCCUCAGAUAAAGGGGUCUGCAUUAACAACAGACUGUGGUUGGGGUUGCACACUGAGAACUGGUCAAAUGCUGCUGGCUCAAGGUCUUAUGCUUCAUUUUCUCGGUAGAGCCUGGGUCUGGCCAGAUGCGUUGGACAUUGACAAUUCAGAUUCUGAAUCAUGGACAGCCCAUACAGUGAAAAAGCUGACAGCAUCAUUUGAAGCAUCGCUUACAGCAGAAAGAGAACCCAAGAUCCUGUCAAAUCAUCAUCAGGGAACAUUAAAGAGAAACUGUGAUGACAAUGAAAUGCAAAAUGAAGUUUAUCAUAGAAAAAUAAUUUCUUGGUUUGGCGACUCUCCACUGGCAGCUUUUGGCUUACAUCAGCUAAUAGAAUAUGGAAAGAAGUCUGGAAAACUUGCUGGAGAUUGGUAUGGGCCUGCAGUUGUUGCACACAUUUUAAGAAAAGCUGUUGAAGAAGCAAGAGACCCUGAGCUACAAGGAGUAACAGUCUAUGUUGCUCAGGAUUGUACAGUCUACAGUUCAGAUGUUAUUGACAGACAGUGUUCUUUUAUGGAUUCUGGAAAAGCAGACACAAAAGCUGUAAUUAUUUUAGUUCCUGUGAGACUCGGUGGAGAGAGAACAAACAUGGACUACUUAGAGUUUGUAAAGGGAAUUUUAAGCCUUGAGUAUUGUGUUGGUAUUAUUGGUGGCAAACCCAAGCAGUCGUAUUACUUUGCUGGAUUUCAAGAUGACAGUUUGAUUUACAUGGAUCCUCAUUACUGCCAAUCUUUUGUAGAUGUCAGCAUAAAGGAUUUCCCUCUUGAGUCAUUCCACUGUCCUUCUCCCAAAAAGAUGUCAUUCAAAAAAAUGGAUCCGAGCUGCACAAUAGGAUUUUACUGUAGAACUGUGCAGGACUUUGAGAAGGCUUCUGAAGAAAUAACGAAGAUGCUGAAAUCUUCAUCUAAGGAGAAAUAUCCCUUGUUUACUUUUGUAAAGGGUCAUUCUAGAGACUAUGACUUUGCUUCCAGUCCACUCCAUGAAGAAAAUGACCUUUUCUCUGAAGAUGAAAAGAAAAGAUUAAAAAGAUUUAGUACAGAGGAGUUUGUCUUGCUUUAAGGACAUUUUACACAAGAUUAUUGGCAGCUGUCCAGGAGAACACUUGCCUUUUAAAAAAUAAAAAAUGUACGUGUCCUCCUCCCCCAAAAAGGCAAGCUUGUGCUGAAAUUGGUCUAUUUUCAUAAAAAUGAUAAUGUUUUAUAUGUUAAUCGUCUUUAAAAUGUCAUUUAUAAAUGUACUUACUAAUUAUUUUUGUUCAUUACUAGUUGGAUGAGUUUAAUGUCAUGUUGUGCUAGUGAAGAUAGAAGGCAUUGUUCAGAGCCAGGUAUGCUGAAAUGUGCCUACGUCCUGGUCUUGCCCUCUUAAAAAGCUUGGCCAGUCCCUAAAGCCUAACCUGUGACCCUAAUGUCGUGUCAGUCCAGGACGAAUCCUGAGCAGAGGCUGCCAGAUACGUCUGGGGUUUAUGUCAUAGGUUUUGAGACCAUCUUAUUUCUGUUUGUAAGCAAAAUUUGAGCUCUGUAUUCAUGUGGUAAGGGUAGAACUCUAAUCUGUCUCACUACGUAAGCCCAAAUAAUAGUUAAUGCUGUAAUCGUGACACACAUCCUGAGCAGCACUGUGUAAGAAAGGUAAGUUUGAUAUAUCAGUAGUAAUUGUCAGUUGCAAUACUGAUAUAAUUAUAUAGGCUGAAUUGUGAGUUAAGAUACUAUUUAGCAGUAUGAUUUUAUAAUGGUUUCUCAUUAAGCUUGCUUUGGAGCCUUAAUAUGAGGAGUGAAGAUAAAGUAUUACCUUUCCCCACAAUUUUUAAAGGUUAUACUAUUAAUAUUAACUGCAACCAAUCAAAGCAGCUAAAGACAAUUAUUAGAAGAGAGCGGUGUUUGUUUCCUGUUUCAACUACUAUAAUGUUGAGGCUUCUCUCCUAUUAGUGCAGCUUUUAAAUCAAAGCAAAUGGGGGAGUGGAUGUUAAAAAUUCUGGGCUGUGAUUUUUUUUUUUUUGGAUACAUGUUAUUACUGUACAAACGAUUACUUGAUGGUGUGUGUUCUCAGAUUGCAAACAAAUGUACAUAAAUAGUUUCAUGUUUUAACAAAGUAAAUGCAGUUAUUUAAAAUACAUAUUAACACUGCUUGGCAAAUAAAAAAGGUGUGAAAACAU